UAUUUAAUUGAAUAGCAGCAACCCUGUAAUCCGCAUUAUAAAGAAAAGUGUAAAACUGCUGAGUUUUUAUUUCUGGUAAUUUCUACAUUCCUAAAAACAUUUACAAAAGUAAUUCCUCAACAGUUGCUCUCUUUGAACGUGAACACAUUGACUAAUCGCAAAAAAAAACAUAACAAUGGAUGGAUUGCAGCAACGACGUGAAAGGAAAUCAUCAAUGGUAACGCAACAAAUUUACGCUCCACUUUCACCAUGCCCCAUUCCAGACAUAAGCGACGAUGAGCUAGUUUCUAUAUCUGUGCGAGACCUCAAUCGCACUUUGAAGUCACGCGGCCUGAAUCGCGAAGAAGUUGUACGCAUGAAACAACGUCGUCGUACACUCAAAAAUCGUGGUUAUGCGGCUAGUUGUCGAAUUAAACGUAUCGAGCAAAAGGAUGUUUUAGAAACCGAGAAAUCACAUGAAUGGGUUGAGCUAGAAACUAUGAAUGAAGAUAAUGAACAAUGUCGAAGAGAUAUAGCCAACUGGAAAAACAAAUAUAAGGCUCUGCUGCAAUUUGCUGCACACAAUGGCAUAACAAUACCAUCUGAGUUGGAAGGUUGCUAAAUAAGUUUGCUAGCACAAAUUUGCAUAGAUUUAUUUUUAUUCCUUAUUUUAAGUAAGAUAAUUUCUACAGUUUUUAACAUAAUUUUUCAUUACAAUUUAAUACUGUAUGUAGGUCUAUAAUAAAUAAUAUUUAAAUUAAAUUUGGCAUAAUUGUAAA
Ceratitis capitata (Mediterranean fruit fly) is the source of this 758-nucleotide messenger RNA. It is a transcript of the gene maf-S, whose product is annotated as transcription factor MafK. Gene Ontology annotation, biological process: regulation of transcription by RNA polymerase II. Gene Ontology annotation, cellular component: nucleus. NCBI's taxonomy places the organism in Eukaryota, Metazoa, Arthropoda, Insecta, Diptera, Tephritidae. The transcript has 3 exons. The record is from RefSeq and is a predicted model, not a curated record. Bases 176 to 601 code for a protein of 141 amino acids. Gene Ontology annotation, molecular function: DNA-binding transcription factor activity, RNA polymerase II-specific; RNA polymerase II cis-regulatory region sequence-specific DNA binding.